UGACGUCAUCAUCACGCGUCUUAUGUUAUUAAACCGGAUGUUUCAUUUGUACCCCCAGUGAUUUUAACCUUAUUUACUAAAAGAAUAUAGCAACGUACUCGUUAUAUAUACAGUAAGUAUUGUGUUUUGGCAUCUCACGAUGUUUGUAAUAUACGUAAGCUACAAUGUAACACAUUAGCAGACCUUUCAUUCAAUAAAACGGUCAGCCGAAUGAAAUCGCCACACGUAGACAGCCGUUAAACCACUAACAACAUCAAGUGUUUAGGCCAAGUGCACCAUGGGUGCUGAACAGAGUGGAGAUGCUGAACAUAAACAUUCAGACUUCAGUGCUUCAGUUGUACACUCUCCGGCCAAGCAAAGAGCCAAAAUGGAUGACAUAGUAGUUGUUACCCAAGGAACUCAGUCAUUACGGAAUAUCCAUAAUGAUCCGGAUGUAAUAAAGCUACAGGAAAUUCCCACCUUUCAGCCUCUUCUAAAAGGUGUGCUCAGUGGUCAAACCUCCCCCAGCACUGUCUGUUUAGAAAAGCUGGAUUCCGCACAGGUACUGCAGCUGUGCGUCCGAUAUCAGGAUCAUCUUCACCAGUGUGCGGAGGCUGUUGCUUUUGACCAGAAUGCUUUGGUCAAGAGGAUCAAAGAGAUGGAUCUGUCAGUGGAGGCGCUAUUCAGCAUCAUGCAGGAGAGGCAAAAGCGUUACGCCAAGUACGCCGAACAGAUCCAAAAGGUCAAUGAGAUGUCAAUGAUUCUGAGACGCAUCCAGAUGGGCAUCGACCAGACCAUCCCACUGAUGGAGCGUCUCAACAACCUGUUGCCCGAGAGUGAGCGCCUGGAAGCCUUCAGCAUGAAGCCUGAUGGAGAUGUCAAAUAGAUUUUGGCAU
Messenger RNA from Pimephales promelas (fathead minnow), 875 nucleotides. It is a transcript of the gene borcs5, whose product is annotated as BLOC-1 related complex subunit 5. The record is from RefSeq and is a predicted model, not a curated record. Lineage: Eukaryota; Metazoa; Chordata; Actinopteri; Cypriniformes; Leuciscidae. Gene Ontology annotation, biological process: organelle transport along microtubule; positive regulation of anterograde synaptic vesicle transport; lysosome localization. Gene Ontology annotation, cellular component: BORC complex; synaptic vesicle membrane; cytoplasmic side of lysosomal membrane.